Messenger RNA from Ornithorhynchus anatinus (platypus), 2906 nucleotides. It is a transcript of the gene PPM1D, whose product is annotated as protein phosphatase, Mg2+/Mn2+ dependent 1D. NCBI's taxonomy places the organism in Eukaryota, Metazoa, Chordata, Mammalia, Monotremata, Ornithorhynchidae. Gene Ontology annotation, cellular component: cytosol; nucleus. The record is from RefSeq and is a predicted model, not a curated record. Gene Ontology annotation, molecular function: protein serine/threonine phosphatase activity; mitogen-activated protein kinase binding; cation binding. Bases 88 to 1980 code for a protein of 630 amino acids. Gene Ontology annotation, biological process: protein dephosphorylation. The transcript is spliced from 6 exons.
GUGUCCGCGCUGGGCGAGGCUCGGCGUCGGGGCGGACGAGGCCGGGGUCCCCGCCGCCGCCGCCCGGACGAACAAUAGUGGGCCGCCAUGGAGGCGCCCUACUCGCUGGGGGUCAGCGUCUUCUCCGACCAGGGCGGCAGGAAGUACAUGGAGGAUGUCACGCAGAUCGUGGUGGAGCCGGAGCGGGAGUCGCGGCGGGACGACGGGCCGUCGCUCCCUGAGGGGAAGCGGGGGGAGGAGAAGAAGGAGGAGGAGGAGGAGGCGCCGCCGCCGCCGCCGCCGGGGCCCAACGCCUCAGGCCCCAACGCCUCAGGCCCCAACGCCUCAGGCCCCAACGCCUCAGACCCCGCCGCCUCGGCGCCUCAGGAAGGGCGGGAGGCCUCGGGCCCUCAGCCCCGCCGGUCCUCGGCGUCGUCGUCGUCGUCGUCGUCGGUGGCCUUCUUCGCCGUGUGCGACGGGCACGGCGGGCGGGAGGCCGCGCAGUUCGCCCGGGACCACCUGUGGGCCUUCAUCAAGAAACAGAAGGGCUUCUGCUCCCGGGAGCCCCACCAGGUCUGCGCCGCCAUCCGCAAGGGCUUCCUCGACUGUCACCUCGCCAUGUGGAAGAAGCUCGCAGAAUGGCCGAAGACCAUGACCGGUCUCCCCAGCACGUCAGGGACGACUGCCAGUGUCGUCAUCAUCCGGGGCACAAAGAUGUAUGUGGCCCACGUGGGAGACUCCGGGGUGGUCAUAGGAGUUCAGGAUGACCCCAAGGAUGACUUCGUCAGAGCCGUGGAAGUGACGCAGGACCACAAACCGGAACUGCCGAAGGAAAGAGAGCGAAUCGAGGGACUUGGCGGAAGCGUGAUUAACAAAUCUGGAGUGAACCGGGUGGUUUGGAAGCGGCCAAGACUCACAAACAACGGACCGGUGCGACGGAGCACGGUCAUCGACCAGAUCCCUUUUCUGGCAGUGGCGCGAGCACUCGGUGAUUUGUGGAGCUAUGACUUCUACAGCGGCGAGUUUGUUGUGUCCCCAGAACCGGAUACCAGCGUUCACACCCUGGAUCCCCAAAAGCACAGAUACAUUAUUCUGGGCAGCGAUGGACUGUGGAACAUGAUCCCCCCUCAGGAUGCCAUCUCCAUGUGCCAGGACCAAGAGGAGAAAAAGUACUUGACGGAAGAACACGGACAGUCGUGUGCUAAAAUGCUGGUGAACAGAGCACUGGGCCGAUGGAGGGAGCGCAUGCUGCGGGCCGAUAACACUAGCGCUAUCGUAAUCUGCAUCUCCCCCGGGAUGGACAAUCAGGGUAGCUCCACAAAUGAAGAGGAGCUCUAUCUGAACCUGGCAGACAGCCUCUCCUUCAACAGUCAGGAUAUGCACGUGGCGUCUCCCUCGCCAUGCUGCACGCCGCCAGUCAAGUUUUUGGAGGAGGAUGCGUGGCCACGCCUCAGCUCGAAGGACCAUCUUCCUGCCCUCGUGAGGAGCGGCGCCUUCUCAGAGAAGUGCUCGGAGCCGCCCGCUGAGGUGGCACCGGGCGGGCACGGCCGAUCUUCAGCGACGUCCGCAAAGGGCCCAGAGACCCCAGAGGAAAGGUGCACCAAACCCGCGACGUGGCGGGUACGGGAUUCCUCGAAGAGCGGCCUGUCGGUUGGCCGGUCCCCUUCAGGGGCCACGAGCCCCAGCACGGACCCAAAAAGCUUCAAGACGUCAACCGGCGGCCACACGAAAGCCCAAGAAGUCGAGCGGACCCCGCCGGGGAACUUCAAAAGGACACUGGAAGAAUCCAACUCCGGGCCUGCCGUGAAGAAGCCAAGGCGCGGCGGGCCGACUCGGAGCGGCGGGGCUCAGCGCGAGAGCCUGUCCGCAACCCCUCAGCGCAAAAACUCGGUCAGGCUGACCAUGCGACGCAGCCUGACCAUGCGACGCAGCCUGAGGGGUCAGAAGAAGCUCGGGAACCCCUUGUUACAACAGCACAGGAAAACGGUCUGCGUGUGCUGAAAGGGCAGCUGGAAAACGAGGGGGUGACCUUUCGAGCCGAGAAAUAUUUUUGAAGUUGGUGCAGGAGUCGGGCGUCCUUUUUUUUGUUUUUGUUUUUUUCUUAAACGCUAGACACCUCCUUUGGGUAUUUCGACAGCUUUAUCCCAUCCUCGCUUGUAUUAUAACUGUGAAUUUGGAAGAUGUGUUUAGGGUCUAAGUCGCUGUAAAAUCGUGUGGACGUUUGUACUCCUUAAUACGAACUGACGCUUGUAUACGGUGAUUGUCGGCACGGGGCUAAAUAUUGUUUAAAAAAGAAAAAUAUUAGAUUUUAGAAAUCUAUCGACUCUUUUUUUAAAAACUCGUUAGUCCUGGACUUGUUAGUCUUGAAUUUGUACAAACCACUUCUGUUGAAAAUUUCAAAACUUUUUAAAUUAUUAAGCAAGACUGGAAAAGUGAUGUAUUUUCAUAGUGACCCGCGGUCCAUUCGAUGUCUCUUAGGAAAUGGUAGUGUCUUUUUAAGAUCAUUUUUUAAUUUGGGGUUUCACAAGUCAGAAGUGAAAUUUACCUGGAAACAGUGCUUACACAGCUUGAUGUCUUUCUCUCAGUUAAAAUACUAUGCAUAAUUCUUCGGUUGCAUUUUGUGAAAUAUUGCUCCUCAGAAGUAACCUGGAAAUCAUUGGGUGUCCGUAGGUUUGUGUGACAAUUCUCCUGUGCUAAGAAGAAAACUUCAUCUUGACCUUUCUAUAGUAUUCUUAUUGCCAAAGCUUAAGGUAAUUACCCCCUUUUAAUGUUUAAUCCUAAAACGUUUAAGGUUUUUCUUGCUAUUCCAUUAACUGACGGUGCUGUUAAUUCCCUUGCAACACAAUUUCUUAAAUUAUUUUCAUUUUACAGUUUUGGUUGAUUCUGUGAGUUAUACGUUAGUUCACCUAAUAAACCAGUGAACUCUU